Messenger RNA from Rhineura floridana, 3238 nucleotides. RefSeq names its product zinc finger protein 883-like. Gene Ontology annotation, biological process: negative regulation of transcription by RNA polymerase II. The coding region runs from base 102 to 1838 and encodes 578 amino acids. Gene Ontology annotation, molecular function: DNA-binding transcription repressor activity, RNA polymerase II-specific. The record is from RefSeq and is a predicted model, not a curated record. NCBI's taxonomy places the organism in Eukaryota, Metazoa, Chordata, Lepidosauria, Squamata, Rhineuridae. The transcript has 5 exons.
GGGGGCGGGGCCUUCCAGAUCAAAAGUACCUCCUUCCAAACUCCUUUCCUGCCAGGUUUCUCACUUGCGGAGCCUUCGUCUCUCCCGAGGGCUGCAUCUGAAUGAAGUCUGGUUGCUUCAGAAAUCUGAUAAAGAAUCUGUUUGCAGAAAUGAACACUGAUCUCCCUAAGGCAGAGAGGAGUCCAUCGAACACUAGAGACGGGCCACUGGGGAAUGAAGUGAUGCCGGCAAGACCUCCUCAGCCAUCUCAUCUUUGCAAUGGAGGGGAAGCAGCUUCUGUGGAAUCAGAUCAGGGACCCUUGUCCUUUGAAGAUGUGGCCGUGCAUUUCACGGAGGAGGAGUGGGCGCUGCUGGAUCCUGACCAGAGAGCUCUGCAUCAGGAAGUCAUGGAGGAGAAUUAUGGAAUCGUGGCCUCUCUCAAAGGUGAUGAAUUGCAAUCCAAGAAUAAAGGAUACCACUACAAGAUCCACGCAGUGCAGGAGCCAUACCAAUAUUUGGAGUGUGGGGAGAGCUUCAGUCAGAGUUCCCAUGAAAAGACUCACAGUGGGGAGAAACCAUAUAAAUGCUUGGAGUGUGGAAACACCUUCAGCCAUAAGAAAAAUCUCAUUCCCCAUCAAAGAAUUCACACAGGAGAAAAACCACAUAAAUUCUUGGAAUGCGGAAAGAGCUUCUGUAACAGCUUCAUCCUUACUGUACAUCAGAGAAGACACACAGGAGAGAAACCUUAUCAAUGCUUGGAAUGUGGAAAGAGCUUCAGUCAUAGUUCCAAACUCACUUCCCAUCGAAGGAUUCACACAGGGGAGAAACCAUAUAAAUGCUUAGAAUGUGGAAAGAGCUUCCAUCAGAAGUCAAAUCUUACUUCUCAUCAAAAAAUCCAUACUGGGGAGAAACCAUAUCUGUGUUUGGAAUGCGGAAAGACUUUUAAUAGCAGCACACACCUCCAUCGCCAUCAAAGAAUUCACAGUGGAGAAAAACCAUAUAGAUGCUUGGAAUGUGGAAAGAGCUUUAUUCAGAGUUCGCAACUCACUUCCCAUCUACGAAUUCACACAGGGGAGAAACCAUAUACAUGCUUGGAAUGUGGAAAGAGCUUCAGUAAUAGCACAACCUUAAAUACUCAUCAAAGAAUUCACAGUGGGGAGAAGCCCUAUGAAUGCUUGGAGUGUGGAAACACCUUCCGCCAGAAGAAAAAUCUCGUUUCCCAUCAAAGAAUUCAUAGUGGGGAGAAGCCCUACCAAUGCUUGGAAUGUGGAAAGAGCUUUAUUCAGAGUUCCCAACUUACUUCCCAUCAAAGAAUUCAUACUGGGAACAAACCGUAUCAGUGCUUGAAAUGUGGAAAGAGCUUCCGUCAUAGCUCAGGCUUUACUGUACAUCAGAGAAGCCACACAGGAGAGAAACCAUAUAAAUGCUUGGAAUGCGGAAAGAGCUUCUGUAACAGCUUCAUCCUUACUGUACAUCAGGGAAGUCACACAGGAGAAAAACCCUAUCAAUGCUUGGAAUGUGGAAAGAGCUUCAGUCAUAGUUCCAAACUCACUUCCCAUCGAAGGAUUCACACAGGGGAGAAACCAUAUAAAUGCUUAGAAUGUGGAAAGAGCUUCCCUCAGAAGUCAAAUCUUACUUCUCAUCAAAGGAUCCAUACUGGGGAGAAACCAUAUCAGUGUUUGGAAUGUGGAAAGACUUUUAAUAGCAGCACAAACCUCCAUCGCCAUCAAAAAAUUCACAGUGGAGAAAAACCAUAUAGAUGCUGGGAAUGUGGAAAGAGCUUCAUUCAGAAAAGUGAUGUCACUUCCCAUCUACGAAUUCACACAGGAGAGAAACCAUAUACAUGCUUGGAAUAUUGAAAGAGCUUCCAUAAAAGCACAAAUUUCCAUUCUCAUCAAAGAAUUCACAGUGGUGAGAAGCCCUACCAAUGCCUGGAUUGUGGAAACACCUUCCACCAGAAGAAAAAUCUCGUUUCCCAUGAACGAAUUCACAGUGGGAACAAACCACAUCACUAGAAUGUGGAAAGAGCUUCCGUCAUAGCAUCAGCCUUACUAUACACCAGAUAAGCCGAGAAAAACCAUAUAAAUGCUUGGAAUGUGGAAAGUGCUUUAUUCAGAGCUCCCAACUCACUUCCCAUCAAAGAAUUCACAGUGGGGAGAAGCCCUACCAAUGCAUCACUGCUAAAAUGUGGAAAGAGCUUCCAUCAUAGCAUUCACCUUACUAUAGAUCAGAGACGCCACACAGGAGAGAAAACAUAAAUGCUUGGAAUGUGGAAUGAACUUCCAUCAAGUCAGAUCUUACUUCCCAUCACAGGACCCAUACCUGAGAGAAACCAUAUAAAUGCUUAGAAUGUGGAAAGAGCUUCAGCUGCAAGAAAAGUCUCAGUUCCCAUCAAAGAAUUCAUACAGAAGAGGAACCAUGGAAUGGCUUGAAUUCUAGGUGUUUUUAAUAUGCAAUUGGACAUAAAAUGUGGAGUUUGAAAACAUUUUGUGCAGUUGGAAAGCUGAUAAUAUGCAUUUUCAAAAAUGGGGGGUAGACAUAUUAGGCAUUUGUAGUUAUUAAGCAUUUAAAUGACAAGCAGUGCCAGGGACAGUCUAUAUUAUCAUCAUCAUCAUCAAAUGUAUUCCGUUUCCAUGAUUAAAAUAAGCUGCUCAAACCAUAUUAAUAACAAAGUCUUCCUUUCGGCCUGAACCUUCUCCACCUUUAUCUUUUGGCAGGUACCUACUUCUGAAGCCAAUGCAAAACAGAUGAUCUGGGGUCCCAGUUGGCAAAUGGGAGCAUCCAUUUAUAUUGGAUAUACAGAUUUCCAGUUAUAGGUUUCCAAUUAUAGUCAGGCCCUGCUUUUACUUUUAAGCACAACACUUGCACUUAUGAGCUUCUUGACAUCGGCACUAUGAAGUUUGACAGCCAGACUGAGGGCAAGGAUUGCAACAGUGUUCUUGUAGUUUGGUAACCCUCCAAAGAAUUUCAUUUUGUCUUCCAAAGCCAUGGAGCGCACACUCUCAACACACUCAGUGCUCAGUUUCUUCAUAUUCCAUCUCCAGAUCUGUGCAAUUAGUAACAUGACCCUUGAAGAGUUAAAUAUUAGAACUUUAUUUUGAGCUAAAGUUAGACUCCACCCCUUGGCCAUUCCUUUGCUCUGCUUUUCAGUUUCCAUUUCCAUUGUGUUCUCUACCCAGCCAGCAAUAAAGAAGCAUGUUUUCUUGCCUGCAGCAAGAAGUAAGAACAUAAGAACAUAAGAAGAGCCUGCUGGAUCAGG